Taeniopygia guttata (zebra finch) is the source of this 1247-nucleotide messenger RNA. RefSeq names its product DNA damage regulated autophagy modulator 2 (gene DRAM2). Gene Ontology annotation, biological process: photoreceptor cell maintenance; regulation of autophagy. The record is from RefSeq and is a predicted model, not a curated record. Gene Ontology annotation, cellular component: lysosome. Lineage: Eukaryota; Metazoa; Chordata; Aves; Passeriformes; Estrildidae.
CCGCGCGCCGGGGGCGGGGCCGGGGCAGCGCGAGGCCGGCGCGGGAGCGGCUGAGAGUUACAAAAAUGAAGCAAACCUGGAGCUUCAGCAGAAAAAUGACCUUGGAUUCCCCUUAAGUGGCAUGUCUUCUGAUGUCCUUUUUCUCAGUGUCUGGUGGCAGAAGUCAGCCCUGAAAUGUGGUGGUUCCAGCAAGGCCUCUCAUUCCUGCCUGUGGCGCUGGUUGUGUGGUCAGCAGCAUCGUUUGUGUUUUCCUACAUUACUGCAAUUGUCCUGCACCACGUUGACCCUUUGGUGCCCUACAUCAGUGAUACAGGGACAAUACCACCUGAAAGAUGCUUAUUUGGGAUCAUGUUAAAUGUUUCAACCUUCUUGGCAUCUUCCCAGGUAAACAAGGCCACUGCUCCCCAGCAGGAAUCUCACUGCCUGUGGCUGUCUUUGGCAGGGAUGGCCACCAUGUACGUCCGGUACAAACAAGUGUCUGCCCUGAGCCCAGAAAAACCCAAGAUCCUCAGGCUGAAUAAGCUGGGCCUCAUGCUGGGAUGGAUGAGCUGCUUUGGACUCUGCAUUAUUGCAAAUUUCCAGAAAUGCAUCCUGUACUACAUCCACGUGCUGGGAGCCUGCCUGACCUUUGGGGUGGGGUCCAUUUACAUGCUGGUUCAGACCAUCCUGUCCUACCUGAUGCAGCCAGAACUUCACAGCAAAGACAUCUUCUGGGCCCGCCUGGCCGUGUUCCUGUGGAGCUGUUCCAGCAUCUUGAGCAUGUUUGUGUCCUCGGUUGUGUUGUACAGUGGAUUGUAUGGACAGAACCUGGUGCAGAAGCUGCACUGGGACCCCCAGGAAAGAGGCUACACCCCCCACAUCAUCAGCACCGUCUCUGAAUGGUCUCUGGCAUUCUCCUUCCUCAGCUUCUUCCUCACCUACAUCCGUGACUUCCAGAAAAUCUCCCUGCGAGCCGUGGUCAGCCUGCAGGGCCAGACCCUGCAUGAAAGCCCUGGGAGCUUCAGGGCAGAGGAGCAGGCACUGCUCAUAGCAGGGAGCAUCUGAUGGAUGGAGAGAACUCAGGAAUUUAUUAGCAAUAACAGCUGUUAUUUCUAAACAUUUAUAUUAAAAAAAGUAUGAAGUGAUUGUCUUGUACUUGACAUCAAGGGCUUUGCACAGCUUUGCAAAUGUUACCAGUACUGUGAAUGAGUCUGUGACAUUUCUACAUUUUCCAAUGUUAUGAAGGAUUAAAUGAAGGUUAUUAAUGA